Molecule: messenger RNA, 1791 nt
Organism: Hippocampus comes (tiger tail seahorse)
Lineage: Eukaryota; Metazoa; Chordata; Actinopteri; Syngnathiformes; Syngnathidae
Gene: nudt9
Product: nudix (nucleoside diphosphate linked moiety X)-type motif 9
Exons: 8
Coding region: 92-1135 (347 amino acids)
Molecular function (GO): ADP-ribose diphosphatase activity
Source: RefSeq, a predicted model, not a curated record
GAGUCCACUUCCUGGUCACGUCGCGAACGAUACGUACUUGACAUGUUGUUUAUAGAACACUCACUUAUUUCUUGAAUCCUUGGUACUAGGAAUGCUACGUUUUGUAUUGCGACAAAACUGGCUCGUCCCGAUUCGUUUAGCGCUCGCCAUUUUGGACUUCCCGUAUACAGUCAACACUUACGGACUCAGGGCUGCCAUCCCCUGCUCUGUUGGCCAUCCUUUCAGAGUCAACCCCUCCAUCGCCCUCAUCAGUUCAAGUUGUUCUAACUACUCCAAGAGGGUCUGCACAAUGAGAUCUUCAGCACACAAUAAGUCCAGAUGCCCCGAGUACCCAGCCUCCAAAACCAAGCGCAUCCUGGUGAGUGAUUCCCAGGUGGACUGGAGUCAGAGCUUCCCAGGAUAUGAUCCAGUCAACUACACUCAUCCUUCAGUGGCAAAGAAGCCAGUCUGGGCAGAUCCUGAAAUUGGCUCAUUCUCUCCGCAGUUCAAUACUUUAGAUGGAGCUGUGGACAGAAGAAGCUUUGAGGGCUGCUACAAAGUGGAAGAUGGAAAGCCACUAAACCCUAAUGGACGCACAGGGCUGACGGGCAGAGGUUUGCUGGGGCGAUGGGGGCCCAAUCAUGCUGCAGAUCCUAUUGUCACAAGAUGGAAAGUAGAUGCUAAAGGAGAAAAGAUUCUUCACCAUAUCUCCAAAAAGCCCAUCCUGCAAUUUGUAUCCAUCAAGAGAAAAGAUUGCGGAGAGUGGGCCAUUCCAGGCGGGAUGGUAGAUCCAGGGGAGCAGGUUUCUCUGACGCUUCAGCGAGAGUUUUCAGAAGAAGCAUUGAAUUCGCUGGGAGUGCCGCCAUCAGAGAAAUCUAAAAUUCAUGAGCGCAUCACCCAACUUUUCAAAUCACCCGGUUUUGAGGUCUUUAAAGGAUAUGUAGAUGACCCAAGAAACACCGAUAAUGCUUGGAUGGAGACCGUUGCGGUCAACUUCCACGAUGAAAAUGGCAACAGUGUGAGCGAGCUACCGUUGCAAGCUGGCGAUGACGCAGGCCAAGUACAGUGGGUUGAUGUAGACUCGUCCUUCCCACUCUAUGCGAGCCAUUCUCAUUUACUGGAGCUGGUUGCUAAAGAGAGGAAGUCCCACUGGUAGCCACGGACUGCCAUAACAAUGUUGGAAACAUUUGUGCCAUGACAUCUUGAAGUAUAUAGGAUAAAAGACUUGAUUCCAAAGUAUAGAUUUCUUAAUUGAGAACAAACAACAUCACCAUUUGUUUGCCUCUCUCCUGUGUGUGUAUUACACGCACGCGCCGUGCAGCAACAUCUGAUCCGGGGGAAGCUUAACAUGCGACAAAAGACAAGGCCAACAUUAUUUCUGUUGCAGAAAAUUAUGCUAAUAUAUUCAUUGUGCACAAGGAUCACAUUAACCCAAUGUGGUCAUGUGAGAACAACACAAUUAGCUUCAUUAAUCGAAACGUGAUGAGUACAAUCACUAUGAGCUUUCGCAGGCUGAUCUUUACAUGGGAACAGAAAUGAACGACCACGAAAUUUUCAUCUUUACCAAUGCUAUAAGUGACACAUAGUAUGUGUGUACAUAUGUACUAAAUGUACAGUAUAUGUGUCCAGAUUUUUCAUCAUUCUCCAUCGUUAAUCAAUGUAGUGUAACCAAGUGAUUCAUUAAUUGUAUUAACACGAGUUGCCUUGUAUCCCUGUGUUUGCUUUUCUAUCUGUGCCUGUGGAAAUUAAUAAAAAAAAAUUUUACAGUGCGUGCUACUGCUAAUGUAUUUGAAAUGAAACACAUUUAAAGAU